Messenger RNA from Gigantopelta aegis, 1986 nucleotides. Its product is annotated as WD repeat-containing protein 37-like. Gene Ontology annotation, cellular component: preribosome, large subunit precursor. Lineage: Eukaryota; Metazoa; Mollusca; Gastropoda; Neomphalida; Peltospiridae. The transcript is spliced from 12 exons. Bases 244 to 1692 code for a protein of 482 amino acids. Gene Ontology annotation, molecular function: protein binding. The record is from RefSeq and is a predicted model, not a curated record.
CUUUACUUGGUGUCGCUUUGUGCUGUGUAUGACAGACGGAAAAUAUCGACGGAAACACGGAUAAACCUGUUUAUUCGAGAGACGUAUUCAGCAGAAGAUAACAUUUACCAUAACAGCAGUAUACUCUUCCAGCACGGUGCUUUUUGUAGCACAGUGUUCAAGAAACAUUAAAGAUGUAUGAAUAAUUGAUCGGGCCAAUCCGAUUGAGCAGUAUUUCUGUCGGGACCCCAGGACGUUCGCAGCAUGCCAACGGACAGCGUUGCCAAGUCAACAAAGUCCAAGAGAGUGGAGAUGAUCCGAAGGAACCGCAGCCAUGGCGAGGGUCGGGCAUCCAUUCCAAGCAUGAGUCGUUUCCGUGAUGAUAUCGAGGCUGAGGGACUGCUGCCUCCCAUCAUGAGAGAUCGCCUGUAUGACCUGUUUGGUCAGAUAGAGAAAGAAUUUGAAAACCUCUACAGUGCAAACCUAACAUUACAAGAGCGAAUAGAACUGCUUGCUGCGUCUGGUGUAGACAAAGCUGUGAUAGACAUUCCUGAUGCGUCAGAAGUGGGCCAGAAACCUAAAAGAUCAGCAAGCCAGCUGUCACAGAGGAUAAAAACGACGUACAAAGCCUCAACGAGCAAGAUCGUGUCGAGUUUUCGCCCUCAGUCGACGCUCUACAAUCUCGUCCGAAUAUACCGAGGUCACCGCGACGGGGUAUGGGACGUCAGUGCCUCGAAGUCAGGUCACCAGGUCAUUGGAACCGCAUGUGCAGACCACCGCGCCAGGAUAUUUUCAAUCGAGACUGGCCAUUGUCUAGUGCAAUACGUUGGACACCAGGGCUCGAUAAACUCGAUCCGCUUUCACCCGAGUCAGGAUCUGGUGCUGACGGCGUCUGGCGAUGAAACGGCUCACAUCUGGCGACCCCAGGUCACGUUACAGUCGCACUCGGAGGUCGUGAAAUCUCAUUCGUCGGGUGAAGAUGACAUUGAAAGUUCUGAAAAGGAAGAUGCAGAUGAGACUGCUGAUCAGAUUCACGAAGGCGCGAAGCUGCGCACUGCCCAGAUGGAGUUGACGGGUCACGUGGGUGUCGUCAUGGCCGCUGACUGGAUGGCGGGAGGAAGUCAGGUGAUCACAGCAUCGUGGGAUAGACAGGCCAUUCUGCAUGACGUUGAAACGGGCGAGCAGAUAAACACUCUAACAGGUCAUAUUCAGGAGCUAAAUGAAGUCCGAGCUCACCCGAGUCAGCGACUAGUGGUGACCUCGUCGAAGGACACGACCUUUCGCCUCUGGGAUUUCCGCGACCCAUUCAUGAAAGUGAAUGUCUUUCAAGGGCACACUCAACCGGUCACCUCAGCUGUAUUUGCUGGCGGAGAUAAGAUCGUCUCCGGGAGUGACGACCGCACGGUUAAAGUGUGGGACCUCAAGAACAUGAGAUCUCCCAUGGCAACGAUUCGACUAGAUUCAUCGAUCAACAGAAUAUCCGUGUCCUCUGUGAAUAACGUGAUUGCAAUUCCUCACGACAACAGAAACAUCCGUUUGUUUGACCUGAACGGAGUUCGUAUUGGUCGACUUCCUCGCACCAACAGACAGGGUCACACGCGGAUGGUGUGUGCGGUUUGUUGGGCUGAUGAUAACUCUGUGUCCAAUCUCUUCUCGUGUGGUUUCGAUCGCCAGGUCCUCGGGUGGAACAUUAACCUGCAGAUCAAAGAGUAAUGGUGGAAUCAUUGCCCAGGCUACCACUCAACCAGUUUGGUGUAAAAAGCUCACAAAUAUUGGAACUGAUUGCGAUAAAAAGUCACAAACUCAAAUAGCUUGGUAUAAAAAAUUGUUUUGCAAUUCAAACAGUUUGGUGUAAAAUUCACAAAUAUUGGAUCAGUUGAUCAUUUUGGUGGAAAAACACAAACUUGGAUAGAGCUAUGGAAACAUUCACAAAUAUUGGAACAUUUUAACAGUUUGAUGUUAAAAUUCACAAAUGUUUGAAGAGUGAUAUAAAAAUAUUUGAACAUG